AUGACGAAGACUACGAGCACACAAUUCAAUGCAGAUACUGAAGCUCUGGAAGUCGCCAAGGCUUUCGCUGCCUCGAUUCAUGGCAAGAACAUUCUCAUCACGGGCGUGAAUCGACAGGGAAUUGGCUUUGCGACUGCACAGGCAUUUGCAUCGCAAUCGCCACAGAGCAUCACCAUCACAGGUCGCUCGCAGACCAAGAUGCAGGAGAGCCUGGACGCACUACGCAAGGAAUACCCGAACGUAGCCUACGCCAGCAUUGAAAUGGACUUGUCGAGCCAGAAGUCCGUCCAGACGGCCGCUGACCAGGUGCUCAAAUCGGACAAGGCCAUCGGCAUCCUGGUCAAUAAUGCCGGAGUAAUGCUCAUUCCUGAACGCCAACUUAGCGAGGACGGCAUCGAAAUGCAUUUCGCCACCAACCACAUCGGUCAUUUCCUGUUCACAAACCUCAUCGUUCCCAAGCUCAGCAAGGGCGCUCGUGUCGUCAACCUGUCUUCUUCCUCUCCAACGCAAGCAGGUGUGCGCUUCAGCGACAUCAAUUUCGACAAGACCAACAACACUCUCCCUGCAGAGGAGCAGCCACAGUACGAGCCACUGAAGCAUUGGGGCGUGACCGAUCCCGAGCAGAAGUCGUACAUUCCUCGGGAAGCAUACAAUCAAAGCAAAGUUAGCAACCUCCUCUUCUCCAUCGGUUUCAACAAGCGUUUCCACCAACGUGGCAUCACCAGCUUCGCCGUCAAUCCCGGCGUCAUCCAGACAGAGUUGCAGCGGCACAUGCCUCCGGAGAUGUUCGCUAGCCUGCAAAACGCGGUCAAAAACGGUCUAUUCAAGGUGAAGACGCAAGCCACCGGCGCAGCGACCACUCUCGUGGCAGCAACGGAUCCUGCGCUGGGUGCCCCGGAGGCGAACGACGGAAAGGAGAACUAUGGCGUAUAUUUGAGUGAUUGCCAGAUCAGCACUGGCGCAUUGGCGAAGGCGGAAUCGAAUGAGAAUGCGGAUCGUUUGUGGAACUUGUCUGAGCGGCUCGUUGGGCAGAGCUUUGCUUGA
Molecule: messenger RNA, 1044 nt
Organism: Cyphellophora attinorum
Lineage: Eukaryota; Fungi; Ascomycota; Eurotiomycetes; Chaetothyriales; Cyphellophoraceae
Product: Retinol dehydrogenase 12
Exons: 2
Coding region: 1-1044 (347 amino acids)
Source: RefSeq, a predicted model, not a curated record